UUAGCAGUUUAUAACAACUAAAAUAAUUGCAUUUCCAUGUUCUGUGUACUGUGGGAGAGCGAAUAUAGUGAAUGCAGGGUCCGGGGAGACCAGAUAAAGUGAAUGCAGGGUCCGGGGAGACCAGAUAUAGUGAAUGCAGGGUCCGGGGAGACCAGAUAAAGUGAUGCAGGGUCCGGGGAGACCAGAUAUAGUGAAUGCAGGGUCCGGGGAGACCAGAUAUAGUGAUGCAGGGUCCAGGGAGACCAGAUAUAGUGAAUGCAGGGUCCCAGAUAUAGUGAAUGCAGGGUCCGGGGAGACCAGAUAUAGUGAAUGCAGGGUCCGGGAGACCAGAUAUAGUGAAUGCAGGGUCCAGGGAGACCAGAUAUAGUGAAUGCAGGGUCCGGGGAGAGAGGGUAUAGUGAAUGCAGGGUCCAGGGAGACCAGAUAUAGUGAAUGCAGGGUCCGGGGAGACCAGAUAUAGUGAAUGCAGGGUCCGGGGAGACCAGAUAGUGAAUGCAGGGUCCGGGGAGACCAGAUAUAGUGAAUGCAGGGUGCUGGG
This is a messenger RNA of Staurois parvus, 538 nucleotides long. The record is from the annotation of a GenBank genome assembly. Lineage: Eukaryota; Metazoa; Chordata; Amphibia; Anura; Ranidae.